GGCUGAAUUACAUGGCUUAUUGAAAAACAUGAAAAAUUAUCUUAGCAAAAUGGUGUUUUUGAAAAUUCGAAAAAAAAGCAAUGCUUAUUUUGAUGCUACAAGUUAUUGUUCUAAAAAAUCUUCACUAAACUAGAAAAGUAGAGCUUGAAAAACUUUACAAAAAGGAUAGUGUAAUUUGCCACUACACCUGGACAUGAGAACGAGUUCAUACAAGAGAACUGUAGUUUGUACUUUGAAAGUUGAUUAUGUUGUAUCUUUCGAAGAUUAUUCAAAUAGUUUUAUUUGACUUUACCAGUAUGAUAUCGGUUUGUAUACAAUUUUGUAGAGAAUUAAACACUGAAUAUUUUGGACAAAGACUUACUUCGAAACUAUGAAAACUGAAUGAUAUAUUGAGAAAAUACCACUCGCUAGAUAAAUUUGAUUGAACUGUUUUCAAUCUUAUUCCUUUAGUUAAUUCUCAUCAUAUAACUGGCACUGAUGAUGAUGCACAAGAAAAUGUUACUAAUCUCGUAAUUCGUUCAUUUGUCCAAUGUUACUCAAGUAGAAUUUGGAUCAACAUUCAAUAUAUAUCGAUGGAAAGAUAUUCAAUUCAUUCUAAAAAUUGUGUAUCCAUUAUUGAUAUAUUUCUUAAUCAUCUAAAACAUUUGUCGUAUGUUAAAAUGAAUUAUGAUGAAAUUUUAUUAAUCAAUGAUCCUAUUUCACGUGAUUAUAUUAUUGAAAAACGUCGUCAAACAUUUCCCAUGAAUAUUUUCAAUCAACAGCUGAUUGAUGUUGAAAAUAAUGGAAAAGCAAUGGAAAUUUGGUUAUCGUAA
Molecule: messenger RNA, 812 nt
Organism: Rotaria sp. Silwood2
Lineage: Eukaryota; Metazoa; Rotifera; Eurotatoria; Philodinida; Philodinidae
Source: the annotation of a GenBank genome assembly